This is a messenger RNA of Danio rerio (zebrafish), 1131 nucleotides long. Its product is annotated as zgc:110782. NCBI's taxonomy places the organism in Eukaryota, Metazoa, Chordata, Actinopteri, Cypriniformes, Danionidae. The record is from RefSeq and is marked predicted. Gene Ontology annotation, molecular function: oxidoreductase activity; oxidoreductase activity, acting on the CH-OH group of donors, NAD or NADP as acceptor.
AGUGGAGGAGCACGCGGGAUUGAAUUAACAAUUUGACGUUCCUGUCAACGUUGUACGCUUGGCUUAAUUGUUUGCAACUCCAUACAUUAUUCUUUUUUCUUCUAUUAUAAUCUGCACUUCUCUGUUGUUCAUCACUAUACAAAAGAAAAUAUUUGUAUUGCUGUUAAUUGUAUCAAAAUGAUAGUACCAUCAGUAAGACUGAUGUCAGGAACACAGAUGCCACUUUUGGGUUUGGGCACAUACAAGCUACAGGACCAUGAGCAACUAAAACAAUCAGUCAGCUGUGCUCUUCAAGCAGGAUACCGAGCCUUUGAUACAGCUUCAGUCUAUGGAAAUGAAGCACAUCUAGGGCAAGUUCUUAAAGAGCUGUUGCCCAAAUACGGCUUAAUCCGUGAAGAUGUGUUCAUCAUCAGCAAGCUUGCCCCAUCCGACCAUGGCCUGAGGGCAAAGGAAGGCUGCCUGAGGAGUCUGGAGCAACUAGACUGUGAAUACAUUGACCUCUAUCUGAUUCACUGGCCAGGGAUGGAGGGUCUUGACCCAGAGGAUUCUCGCCAUUCAGAAUAUCGGGCACAGAGCUGGGCGACUCUAGAGGAGUUUCAUGCCAGCGGUCAGUUCAAGGCCAUAGGGGUUUCAAAUUACACUGCAAAGCACAUUAGGGAGCUGCUCGCGAGUUGCCGUGUUCCCCCAGCGAUCCUUCAGAUAGAAUGUCAACCAAAGCUGAUCCAGAGGGAACUGAGGGAUUUAUGCAUGGAGACUGGCAUUCACUUCCAGGCCUACUCCUCUCUGGGUAAAGGAGCUCUCCUGAGGGAGCCGGAGGUUAUGGAUAUAGUGAGACACUGUGGUCGGACCCCUGCCCAGGUUCUCCUGAGGUGGGCUGUGCAGCAAGGCAUCUCAGUACUGCCUCGGUCUUCGCAGCCAAGCAGAGUACUGGAAAAUGCACAGGUGUUUGACUUCAAGCUAAAUGAGACUGAUAUGAAGAGACUGGAUGACCUGAAUUGUGGGACACGCUUUUGUAAACGAGACUUCAGCAGAAUAGCUUAAGCCUGAAGAUUGUAUGACAAAUUUGUGUAUAUCCCUGUCCAAAAUAGAUGACUAACAGUAAUUUUGGCAUCCAAAUAAAGAUUGUCUUUG